Messenger RNA from Aspergillus bombycis, 1134 nucleotides. RefSeq lists its product as uncharacterized. Bases 1 to 1134 code for a protein of 377 amino acids. The transcript is spliced from 2 exons. Lineage: Eukaryota; Fungi; Ascomycota; Eurotiomycetes; Eurotiales; Aspergillaceae. The record is from RefSeq and is a predicted model, not a curated record.
AUGUCUGCAGAAAGCCCGGGAGAAAAGCGCGGUGGCUUUCGGGCGUUCCUCGCCGGCGCCCUCCGACCUAAGAAAUCCCGUCAGGUCCUCCGGAAAGCAUCGACUCCGAAUCUAAGAGAAGCUCUACCAAGCAAAGAUGACGUCCCGGAAAUGCCUUCACUGGCCCCAUUGGAGGCCCACCGACUCAAAUACCAAGAAGUAAACCUUCAGAAAGAUACACAGCUAGGCGAAAUCCGUGAUCAUACCGCAAUGCUGCAUUCAAUCGGUGUGGGAGAUAUCGAUCCUUCCGACCCAAACGCGCAACUACACGAAUUCGACAACAGACCUCCAGGCGAGCCCGUAAUUGCCAGCUUAACAUCGGACCUCUGGGCCAAGGUCACUGAGUAUCUCAACCCCGCCGAGAGAGCCAGUCUUGCUUUCUCCAGCCGAACACUAUACACUCGUCUGGGCCGCGAGCCCUGGAUAACUAUAAACGUCCCAGAAAACCACGACUACAAGGCGGACUUCCUCAUCUCACAAGACAGACUACUCCCUCACCAUCUCCUCUGUUUCCCCUGUGGCAAAUACCAUCGCCGCACACAAGAAGGCCACGAAAAACUCGAGCCCGCAGACGUAGUCAACCCGCUCUUUGACUGCCCCACGCCCGCAACAACGCCCGCCCAGCACCCCGCCACCGCAUCACCCACGGUCGAGUCCUCUACUUCACCUUCCACCAGCUCGUCAUGCGCGCAUACCGAUUCGGACCGCGUUACGGUAUCCCACCCGACUCCCUAUGCCGUCGCUGGCGCCGGGACGGCUGGUCCCAUCAGACCCGAUACCACAUCCACCAAGGCCGGCUGCUCAUGCGGGUCUGUCAGUGAACAGCGAAUGCUCCUUUACUCGCGCGACGAUUACUGGCCAUAUUUUUCUGUCUGCGCGCAUUGGCGCGAUGGCGAACUCAUGCACGUCUGCAAAUGCGCCCUCGGCCACAUCCCCGUCCCCCGCACCACAGGUGGCCUGCAGGGCGUCGAACACCGCGCAAAGGACAUGUACCACGGUCGAACCCACAACCCCACGCCCUCGCCUCGCUCUGCGGCAAGUGUCGGCCCAUUCGUCGCUGCCCCGAGUGUCCCUCCGAGUAUCUUGUUGAGGUAA